CUAUAAAUGAUAAUACGAGAAGGUCAAUGGUAAUCAGUAGCGACAUACGGAGCCCUCAGUUGUACUGUUUUUGCCUAUAUCCAAGGCGUAAUUCGUAAUUCAUAUAAUAAAUACCGCCAAAAUGUUAAGUGGCUGUAAACAAAAAUGACUAUUUUCUCGUAUAAAGAUCAAUAUUUGUUUUGUAUAAUACAAAAACGUAUGAAAAAUAAAAAUGUGUUCUAAAAAGUCAUGUUCAACAAAAUAUUGUUACAAUAGAGGGAAAUUAAAUCCAAAUUUAGCUUUUCAUAGAUUUCCAUCUAAUGAAGAAUUGUGUAAAAAAUGGGUCGAGUGGUGUGGAAGCUCAGAAAUUAUGGAUGUUUUCAAAUCUAAAGGUUCUAGAUUUUUAAACAAGAACCGUGUUAUUUGUUCUGAUCAUUUUAAAUCAUCUGAUUACAUUAUAUGGAAAGGUGUAGGAAAUAAAACAUUAUUGUUCAAAGACUCUAUUCCGUCUGUAUUAACGGCAUUACCUAAAGUUUUAAGUCCUCAUGUAAUACAAUGCAUAACUAAUUCCCAAUCCCCAGUAGGUACAUCUAAAAUACAAGAGAAAUCAAAUACAUUAUGCCAUCGUAGACUUUUUAUUGAUCCAGAGCCUGAGUUGGAAUCUCCAAAUAUUAUAAAUGUUAAGCCACUACCAACAGCUUCAGAAAAUAAUAUUAAGAAACGUAAGUGUGUUUUGUUUUUUAAUGAACUAUAUAAUUUUACAGCUGUACUUUAUUAUACUUUUAUUGCAUGUGUGUAUAAUUAUAUGUUUUGUUUUUGUUAUUCAUUUAAAUUGGGAUGGACAAUGGAUAAUGGAUUAUGUUGAGUGUUGUAAGUAACUUUUAGAUUUGUUAUAUACCUACCUGUUAUUAAUUAGUUAAUUAUUAAAAUAUACCUAAUAUUUAUUAUUUAUCAUUAUACUGCAUUACUGCAUAUAAUUAUAUAUUAUUUACUGCAUGUAUGUAUUUGUUUUGUUAUUAUGACUUAUUUUAAUUGGAAUUGACUACAGAUAAUGGAUUAUGUUGAGUGUUGUAAGUAACUUUCAGAUUUUUAAUUUAUUGUUAAUUAGAUAGUUAACUAAUAAUAAAAUAUAAAAUAUGAUAUUAAUUAUCAUACUGCAUUAAUAAUCAAAUAUGUUCCUAUCAAACUUGAUGAGGGUAUAUUCAGCAUACUUUCAACAAUUUUAAUGAACAUGUUUUGGGUGCUAACUAUCUUUAGAGUAUGCAUCGUAUAUGGAGUAGGUAGUUAUUAACUACAGUUAAUAAUACUUAAUAGGUACAUUAAUAGUACCUAUUAAUUAAUUUGGUAUUAUAAAAAUGUUGUAUUCUGUAGGUUACAAAUUACCUGUACAUCAUAUGCAUGAUCAACAAUUAUGCUCAGAAACACAAAAGUCAUUGAAAUUAAAAAUAAUAGCUUACCAAAAAUUAGUGUCCAAACAAAAAUUUAGAAUAGCCAUGCUUAAAAAGAAAAAUCUAUAUGUUUUAAAAAAAAAAGACCACCUUUUCCAAAAUACCAUAAAGAAUAAUUUUAUUUUACAAACACAACUAAGGCUUAGUCAAGUGAAAAAGAGAGGUUUAAGGUACAAGGAAAAUGAAAAAUUAUUUGCCCUUAGCUUAUAUUAUAGUUCACCAAAAUCAUAUAAAUUCAUGCAGAAAUGGUUAUGUCUUCCAACUGUAAGAUCAUUAAGGAAUUGGCUUCAAUUAUUAGAUGUUUCGUGCGGAUUAAACUCAAAUAUUCUUGAAAUACUUAAAACUAAAUUUAUGUCUGUUGAAGCUAAGGACAAACUAGUGUCAAUAAUCAUUGAU
Molecule: messenger RNA, 1823 nt
Organism: Myzus persicae (green peach aphid)
Lineage: Eukaryota; Metazoa; Arthropoda; Insecta; Hemiptera; Aphididae
Product: 52 kDa repressor of the inhibitor of the protein kinase-like
Exons: 4
Coding region: 212-844 (210 amino acids)
Molecular function (GO): sequence-specific DNA binding
Source: RefSeq, a predicted model, not a curated record